Molecule: messenger RNA, 6582 nt
Organism: Drosophila innubila
Lineage: Eukaryota; Metazoa; Arthropoda; Insecta; Diptera; Drosophilidae
Gene: Nipped-B
Product: nipped-B protein
Exons: 24
Coding region: 208-6534 (2108 amino acids)
Biological process (GO): establishment of mitotic sister chromatid cohesion; regulation of gene expression; replication-born double-strand break repair via sister chromatid exchange
Cellular component (GO): Scc2-Scc4 cohesin loading complex
Molecular function (GO): chromatin binding
Source: RefSeq, a predicted model, not a curated record
CAUUUAUACAUGAGUGUCGGCCAUGUUGGCUUAACACUCGCCAUUUGCAGCAAAUUAAUAAAUAAAGUAAAAAUUAGUAAAACAUAGCUGACGAAAAAUACAAAUAAAUAUUGCGUUAAAUAUGGGAUAUCGAAUCACAUAAUGAUUUGGCAGACAUCAGUUUGAUUGAAAUUAUAUAUUCGUAUCUAUCAGUUAACUAUAUCUAUAAUGGGGGACCGUGACAUCCCAAGUGUUCCCGUCACAACAUUAGCUGGCCUAACCAGCACUUCGGAUUUGCUCAGCGAAUUACCAGUGUCCGAUUCCCUUCAGAGUGCAGCAUCCUUUAAUAAAUCGCUACUAUUCCAUUCGCUGGUGGCCAACGAAUCCAACAAUUUACUGUCUGUGCGUGAUGAGAACCUCGUCAGACAAUUAGUGAAUGCCAUCGAGCAAACAAACUCUGAUAAUAUAGAACUUAAGCCGCAAUAUAGCAUUCAACAACAUGGAACCAACAUUAGUACAUAUCCUGAACUAUUGCAGGGUAUUUACAAUUAUCGCCCAACUGUAUUUAACACGCCCCGUAGAACAGUUAUCAGCGAUAAUACGACACAGCAACACAUCCUCCAGGAACAUUCACAAAUUGAGAGCACCACUGUGCAAUGUCAGUCCAUGGGGAUUGUUAAUGAGAUAUGUCAAACAGCUUACAAUUUGAAUGCUGAUCAUAAUCAGCUUCAUCAGCAUAAUCAGCAUAGGCAACCGAAAGAUUAUAUAGAACAAACAAUCAGCCAAGACGGGGCAAGAUUAAACAGGAUACAGGAGGAAUCCAUGGAAAAACACAUUCAAGUACAACAAAUGCCAACAUUGGAAGUUUUUCAGUCAACUUUAUCGAUGCAGGAAGGGCAUCAGUCGUCUGUGAUCCAAGCGGUGAAUCAACAUGGACACCAAACGCAAACUUUUUAUCCAAAUCAGCUAAAGGAACAGCUUGAUCCGACCGAGACAAGAUCAUCCAUUUUUCAACAUCAUCAUCAAGUCAAUCAUCAUCAAGUCAAUCAGCAUCAAGUUAAUCAGCAUCAAGUCAAUCCGCAUCAAGUAAAUCAGCUUUCCCAGUUAACAGAUACAAUGCAACCGACGUCAUUUCAAUCUCAAGUACCAACAACAACAACGUCGACGAUACAAGGCAAUUUUCAGAAUGUAUUAAAUCUGCAAAGACAACAGAUUGCUGAAGUCGCUGCAGCACAGAAUCAAGAACAACAACAGCAGCAGCAACAACAUUGUGUUACACCUCAAACGGCAGCUCCGCAACCGUUCAUACCUGCUGCAACAACAACAAUACACGGUAGCAGCACAGCAUUUGGUAGUGAAUUCAAUCCGACAUCAACAGCAACAUCAACGUCCACAUCUUCAAGCGGCAAAUCCCAGGUUCGGUCACCAGAAUUGGCUAGAAAUCUGGGGUUGCUACAGGACAGUCAAAGAUAUUUGACUGGUGGUGGUGAAUUCAAUUCCGUUCCUACAACAGAAGCUACCGCACAAUCUUCUGCUUCAGUUGAUAUGUUUACUGUUAUUAAAGCUGAUGAGAAACGUGGUGGUACUAAAAGGAAAUUGGCCAUUUCCCUUGGCGAUAUUCCGCCAGAACAAAUAUUUUCAAAACCCAAAUUGCGUCGCGUCGAGCGAAAUACAUCGUUAUCAACACCAAAAGGUACAAAAGAAGAAGUUACACGUUCCCAAACCUAUCAACAAUUUAUGAGAAACAUGGAACAAAUUAUUGAAAUGUUGGAUGACACGGAAUCGCCCAACUUUGAUUCAGAGGACGUCGAUGAGAAUAUUGAGUGCAUUUCACCGAAACUUCUUAACACAAUGAGUGAUGAUGUAGCCAAAUUGAAGGCCAAACAAGCUCUAGAUUCAAUACCGAAAAACAAAUUAACGCUUCUUAUUAACUACGCCAUGCGAAAUGUUUAUUUGGCCAGAAACUAUUCUGCGGGCCCGGAAGACGAUGAUGAAAUUGUCGAUGACGAAGUCAUAGAUAAAAUAUUAAAUGCUAUGGAUGCUUGUUUGCUCAUUUGCAACAUUUACUCAACAGUGAGCGACCUGAAGUUUUUGCAAGAGGACAAUAUAUCGCACAUCAUUAAAUUUGCUCAAUUUCAACUACGUGAAACUAUAUUUCCAUUACACGAUCCUGUAUAUACGGUGAAGAAUGUGAAAAAAUCGAGUCAACGUAAAAAAACAAAGUCACAUCAAAAUCAUCAUCGCAGUCUGCAGAUAUUCUACUCGAAAGUUGUUGAACUUUUGAAGGUAUUCGUGGCCCUCUUCGAUAAAUGUAUAUUUGUCGAUACCAUUGUAUUACCACUGUCAACGCUCGCUAUAGAGCCGUUUUUUGUAGACAAUAUUGAAACACUGCAAUUUGUUUGCUUGGAGCUGGUUACAACCAUAUUUCGAAAGGAAAGAUACGAUAAAAUACGCAACAGUAUCCUAGGCGAUAUAUUAUCGUCAAUCGAUCGCUUGCCUUCGUCAAAAAAGAAUCUGCGUCCAUAUAAGCUAACAAAUAACGGUGGCAAUAUUCAAAUGGUUACUGCACUUGUGCUGCAAUUAAUUCAAUGUGCAACAAUACUGACUGAUUCUCUGGCUGAUAUCGGUAGAGCCAAUGCCAAAGUUCAAGCAAUUCAUGAUUUGGACGAUGAUCUUCCAAGCGGUGCAUCGCAAAUAAUAAAGCCAAAUCAAGAUAUACUUGUGCUUAAGAAAUAUGAUGUUGCUGUCAGUAUUGGCGGUAACUUUUUAACGACUUUUUUAAACAAAUGCAAGUCGCGUAACAAUGAAACGGACUUUCGGCCGCUUUUUGAGAACUUUAUUCAUGAUCUAUUGGCUACCGUUAAUAAACCCGAAUGGCCAGCCUCAGAAUUGUUGCUGUCAUUGUUGGGAACCAUGUUGGUUCGCUAUGUGUCGGAUAAGUCUAUAGAACAAAGUAUUCGACUUGUCUCCUUGGAUUAUUUGGGAAUCGUAGCUGCUCGUUUGCGCAAGGAUACAGUCGAGUCACGCUGCAAAGUGAAUAUAAUUGAUUCAAUGAUUAAAUCAAUUAAAGCUGAACAGGAAAAGGAGGGCGAUUUAAUCCUAACUGAUUCAAAAAUCGAGCUACAUCCGGAAGAACAACGUACGGAAUUUCUGCAAAAAAUACUACUUGAUUUUCUGGCCGUAAAUGCACAGGAAGAGAAUUUGAUCUGGGACUAUGCUCGACAUUUUUACUUGGCACAGUGGUAUCGGGAUGUUAUCUAUCAAAGACGUCGAAUAAAGGAGGGCGAAAAGGGAUUUGCUUCAAAGAAGCCAAAGUCUCGCCUAAAACAAAGAUCUGGAGACUAUUCCGACACCUCAGACUCUGGAUCCUGCGAUGAAAACGACCCGGAAGACUCAAAUAAAAAUGGAAAUCGUGCUGUCGACGCUGUUGACUAUGAACUCAAUUUGGAAAUUUUUAAUGUUUUGGAAGAACGAAAAAAAUACUUGAUCAGCAAAAUAAAACCGUAUUCGGUGACUGGCGAACACAACCAUACAUCACUUCAACACAUUAAGACUUAUAUAGAUUAUAACAAUGCACAAUUGAUAGCACAAUAUUUGGCUACAAAGCGACCAUUUAGUCAAUCGUUUGAUGGAUGUCUUAAAAAAAUCAUUUUAGUCGUAAAUGAGCCAUCAAUUGCUGUAAGGACUCGUGCAAUGAAAUGUCUAGCGAACAUAGUCGAGGUAGAUCCUUUGGUUCUUAAGCGAAAGGACAUGCAAAUGGGUGUUAAUCAGAAAUUUCUGGACACAGCUAUAUCAGUGCGUGAAGCUGCAGUUGAUUUAGUUGGCAAAUUUGUGCUAAGCAAUCAAGAAUUAAUAGAUCAAUACUACGACAUGUUAUCUACUCGAAUAUUGGACACCGGUGUUUCAGUGCGCAAACGUGUUAUAAAAAUAUUGCGCGAUAUUUGUAUAGAAUAUCCGGAUUUCGAAAAGAUUCCCGAAAUCUGUGUGAAAAUGAUUCGUCGGGUUAACGACGAGGAAGGCAUCCAAAAGCUUGUCACGGAAGUAUUUAUGAAAAUGUGGUUUACGCCGUGUAUAAAGAAUGACAAGCACGGCAUACAGCGCAAAAUUAAUCAAAUUAUUGAUGUGGUGAACACGGCUCAUGACACGGGCACCACAUGGUUGGAGGGACUCUUAAUGAGUAUCUUCAAACCAAAAGAAAAUAUGCUUAAGCUGGAUGGAAGUGCACAGGAGCCGGUGAAAAAGAAUACAGAACCACCACAAGAGAUUGUAUUAGCUUGCCAGCAGUUAGCUGAUGGUCUUGUUGACCGCCUAAUUGAAUUAGAGGAUACGGACAAUGCUAGAAUGCUUGGCUGCAUAACAACACUUCAUCUGUUAGCUAAAGUGCGACCUCAACUGUUGAUUCGGCACGCAAUGACCAUCGAACCAUAUUUGAACAUUAAAUGCCAUUCAUCUUCAGCUGCGAAAUUUAUUUGUGCCGUUGCCGAUAUUCUCGAAAAGGUUGUGCCACUUGUUAACAAUGCUAGUGAAUCAUUUUUGGCAUCGCUGGAGGAACAUUUGAUGCUUCUUGUGGUUUCACGAAACCAAGCUGAAGUUACCAGUUGUGUUUCCUGCUUGGGUGCCCUCGUAAAUAAAAUAACAAAGAAUUAUAAACUAAUUCGCGAUUGUUUUCAAAAGUUCUACCGUGUACUCGAUCUGUCCCGAAAUCAAGUUGUGCAAAACGGUUUUAAUAUCGAUCAUAUUUACACGCCCAGUUUUCGAAGAAGCCUGUUUACAAUUGGUAUUCUAAUGCGGUAUUUUGAUUUUAAAUCCCCCAAUACUCUAGGUGAAUCCAAUAAUGGACUUCCCGCUUCAAUAUGCGACAAUGUAUUUGAGUGCUUAAUGUUCUUUUGUGGUUGCUCCAAUCAUGAAAUUCGAAAACAAGCACUCAUAUCACUCGGCUCUUUUUGUGUUAUGAACGACGAUUAUCUGACGCGAACAGAGCUUAAGCAAUUUUACUGUGAUUUACUAAGCUCAUCAUCAAACGAUGGUGGCAUUAAAAUUAUAUGUAUGCGUAAUAUUUGGGUUUACUUGACUGAAUCCGAAAUGUUUAUGCACAACAAAGAAAAAGAAUGGGAAAAGCAAUCAAAACAUGAAGACCUUAAGGAAAUGAAUGACGUUUCUUCUGGCAUGGCGAGUCGAAUUAUUCAACUGUAUUUGGAAGAAAUUCUGGACUGUUUUCUUAAUCGUGAUGACACUGUACGUCUUUGGGCAGUAAAAGUCGUACAAAUUGUUUUGCGGCAAGGUCUGGUGCAUCCAGUCAGAAUGGUGCCCUAUUUGAUAUGUUUGAGCACCGAUUGCAAAGUCGAGUCGGCGCAUAGAGCAGAUGCCUUGCUGAAAGACAUUGACAAAACAUAUUCGGGCUUUGUAAAUAUGAAAGUUCAAUUUGGACUUCAGCUUUGCUUUAAACUGCAAGAAAUUUUGCAAGUUAAUAACAAGGCGAAAAAUGAAAUAAUUCGUGGUUAUGCUAAACGCGGACCAGAUCUAGUAACGACAGCUUUAAAUGAUUUCUUGUAUACAUUGUUGCGAACAACAAAACCACAAAGACGCGCCUUAGUUCAAACAGUAACGAAACAAUUUGAUGAUCAAAAAACAUCGUUACAGCAAAUGCUAUAUAUUGCCGAUAAUCUGGCGUACUUUCCAUAUGCCGUACAGGAUGAGCCAUUAUAUCUGAUACAUCAAAUUGAUUUGCUAAUAUCCAUGGCUGGCACACAUCUGUUAACCACAUUUAAAGAGCAUCUCAGACCAAGUGAUAAGGGCGGCGAUGUCCUUGAGGAUGAUGACGAUGAGGAGGAUCCACAUGUACUUUUCAACCGAUUACCUGAGGAUAUGACCGAAAUCAAGAAGUGCAUAACGUCUGCCCAAGCGUGUAUGCUACUUCUGGUACUUAAAGAACAUUUAAAGGAAAUGUACGGACUAACCGAUGGCAAAAUAUCGCGAUAUUCGCCAUCUGAGCAGAAAAUCUAUGAAAAAGCUGUAACGCGUCGAAGCGUUGCCGAUUUUAAUCCAAGAACAACAAUUGAUGUGAUUAAAAAGCAACAGUCGCAAAAUUACACAAACACUGAAUCUGAAAGUUUUUUGAGACCCCUCACAGAUGAGGAAAAAUUAGAUCUUGUCGUGAAAUACUUGGAUUUCAAACAGCUUAUGCUCAAACUGGAUCCGGAAGAUGCAGAUUCUGAUGCAGAUGAAUCUCGCGAAAAAUCGAAAUUGAAUAAUUCUGGAGUUUUGGAUGAUUCAAUGAAUCAAUCUUUGAAUUCGAGCAGGACAGGACACAUACUAAAUGAAAAACCCAACUCACUUUCCACGCCAAACGUUAACAAUAGCAACAUGCAAUCAGCGACUGUUGUAACGGCGGAAAACCUAGGUGCGGUGAUGCCCUCGCCUCGCUCCACAAAAUCAGCACUCUCCCCUGCAAAGUUAAUCGCGCGAAAGCCGAGCCAACAGCGAAGUAAAAAGAAGCGACGCAAAAUCGUGUCAUCCGAUGAAGAUGAUGAAUACAGUGGCGAAGACUAUGCGUGAGAUAAACUGUUUUAGUCUUAUUGGUUAAACCAUAGUUUGUAAGAAUAA